Callorhinchus milii (elephant shark) is the source of this 4989-nucleotide messenger RNA. RefSeq names its product leucine-zipper-like transcription regulator 1 (gene lztr1). Gene Ontology annotation, molecular function: protein binding. The transcript is spliced from 20 exons. Bases 85 to 2451 code for a protein of 788 amino acids. Lineage: Eukaryota; Metazoa; Chordata; Chondrichthyes; Chimaeriformes; Callorhinchidae. The record is from RefSeq and is a predicted model, not a curated record. Gene Ontology annotation, cellular component: Golgi apparatus.
CUCGGCUGGAGCUGGAGGGCAGGGUUUGCAAAUGGCGCCGUGUCCGCGUUGCGGUUGAGAGGAGAGUCGCGGUGCACAGCAGCAAUGGCGGAUAAGACGUGGGGGACGGACUUCGCCGCCACCGUGUACGGGGCCAUCGCGGGCAAGUCCAAAGUGGCGCCCAGCGUGGAUUUCGACCACAGCUGCUCGGACAGCGUCGAGUACCUGACCCUGAACUUCGGGCCUUUCGAGACGGUGCACCGCUGGAGGCGGCUCCCGCCCUGCGACGAGUUCGUGGGAGCCAGACGAAGCAAACAUACUGUUGUGGCCUACAAAGAUGCCAUCUACGUAUUUGGAGGAGACAACGGGAAGAACAUGUUGAAUGACCUGUUACGAUUCGACGUGAAGGACUGCUCCUGGUGCAGGGCUUUCACUACAGGGACUCCACCUGCUCCGAGGUAUCAUCACUCAGCUGUUGUGUAUGGAAGCAGCAUGUUUGUGUUCGGUGGCUACACUGGAGACAUUUACUCCAACUCCAACCUGAAGAAUAAGAACGAUCUUUUCGAGUACAAGUUUGCCACAGGACAGUGGACAGAGUGGAAGGUAGAGGGAAGAUUGCCAGUAGCAAGAUCAGCUCAUGGAGCCACGGUAUAUAGUGACAAACUCUGGAUCUUUGCAGGCUAUGAUGGUAAUGCAAGGCUGAACGACAUAUGGACAAUUGGCCUCCAGGAUAGAGAGAUGGCGUGCUGGGACGAAAUUGAGCAAAGUGGAGAGAUCCCUCCUUCAUGUUGCAACUUUCCUGUGGCUGUCUGUAAGGAUAAGAUGUUUGUUUUCUCAGGACAGAGUGGAGCAAAGAUCACCAAUAAUCUCUUUCAGUUUGAAUUCAAGGAAAAAGUCUGGGCAAGAAUUCCUACUGAACACUUACUGCGAGGCUCCCCUCCCCCGCCUCAAAGGAGGUACGGCCACACGAUGGUGGCGUUUGACCGGCAUCUCUACGUGUUCGGUGGGGCUGCAGAUAACACGCUGCCCAACGAGCUGCACUGCUACGAUGUGGAGUCACAGACGUGGGAGGUCAUCCAGCCCAGCCCAGACAGUGAGUUGCCCAGUGGACGACUUUUCCACGCAGCAGCUGUUAUUCAUGAUGCGAUGUAUAUCUUUGGUGGAACUGUGGACAACAACGUGAGGAGUGGAGAAAUGUAUCGGUUUCAGUUUUCUUGUUAUCCGAAAUGCACUUUACAUGAAGAUUAUGGAAGAUUGUGGGAGAACAGACAGUUCUGUGAUGUGGAAUUCAUCCUAGGAGAGAAAGAAGAGCGAGUUAAAGGUCACAUAGCGAUUGUCACAGCUCGAAGCAAGUGGUUAAGAAAAAAGAUUACUCAAGCCAGAGAUCGAAUGAAACAGAAAGUUAAGCAGGAGGCAGGAGCUGAGGAAGAAACCCCGGGCUCCAACCCCAAACCAACCCGCUCCUUGCUGCAGUUGGAGGUGGUGAUCCGUGAGGCAGAAGCCCAACCGUUUGAGAUCCUGAUGCAGUUCCUCUACACAGACAAAAUAAAAUACCCACGGAAAGGACAUGUGCAGGAUGUUUUGCUGAUAAUGGAUGUCUACAAGCUUGCCCUGAGCUUUCACCUGACCCGACUGGAACAGCUUUGUUUGCAGUAUAUCGAAGCAUCUGUCGACCUUCAGAAUGUACUUACUGUGUGUGAGAACGCAAAUAAAUUGCAACUGGACCAACUGAAGGAAUACUGCCUGAAUUUUGUGGUGAAAGAAUCGCACUUUAACCAGGUGAUAAUGACCAAAGAAUUUGAGCUCCUCUCUACCUGCCUGAUUGUGGAGAUUGUAAGGAGAAAACAUCAGCCUCCGAAUCGCAUCAAUUCUGAUCAGCCUGUUGACAUAGGCACCUCUCUUGUCCAGGACAUGAGGAGCUAUCUGGAAGGAGCGGGCUUGGAGUUCUGUGAUAUAACCUUAUUAUUGGAUGGUCACCCAAGGCCAGCCCACCAAUCUAUCCUAGCUGCUCGCUCCAGUUACUUUGAAGCCAUGUUCCGCUCCUUCAUGCCUGAAGAUGGACAGGUCAACAUCUCCAUUGGUGAAAUGGUCCCCAGUCGACGGGCGUUUGAGUCACUCCUUCGCUACGUUUACUACGGUGAAGUCAACAUGCCACCAGAGGAUUCACUAUACUUAUUCUCGGCACCUUAUUAUUACGGUUUCACAAACAACAGACUACAAGCGUACUGUAAGCAGAACCUGGAGAUGAAUGUGACGGUGGAGAAUGUUUUACAGAUUCUGGAAGCAGCUGAUAAGACCCAGGCCCUGGACAUGAAGAAACACUGCCUGUAUAUUAUUGUACAUCAUUUCACUAAGGUGUCCAAGUUGCCAAACCUACGCUCUCUCAGUCAGGCAUUGCUUCUUGAUAUCAUCGAGUCGUUAGCCAACCAUAUUUCAGACAAGCAGUGUGCCGAACUGGGCCCAGAUAUGUGACAAUUAAUGUUCGACACUGAUUCUCAACUCGAAGUAGCAACUUUACUUUCCUUUAGCACAGAAGGCUAGUGUUUAUUUCUAAAAUAAAUAGUUUUCAGUCAGGGAGUGCUAGGUCAUAAGCUAUAUGCUAUUUUGAAAUCAGUGUUGUUUGAUUCAGGCCCCAGUUAAAUCUCUCCUUUUGUUUCUAUGAGAUGCAUUAAGAGUCAUUGAUUGAAUGGAGGGCAUCAAUUUAUGAUAACUACCAAAGGAGGGAAGGGAGAUAUUAAGAGGACUUUUUUGAUCAGAGUUGUUAGGACGUGGAAGGCCCUGUUGGGGGGGAUGGUCCAGGCAGGAUCCAUGUAGGCUUCAAGAGGGAGCUACAUAGAUAUCUAAGAAGGAGAGUAAUUUGCAGGAGUAUGGAGAAAAGACCUGGAAAUAGGACUAAAUGGAUUAGCUUUAUCAGAGAGCUGGCACAGAUAUGAUAGGCCGAUUGGCCUUCUGUGUUGUGCGGUUAUAUGGUCCUAAACAGAAGUACCAGUAUAAAUACAAAUAUAACUCGUUUGCUGGCUCAAACAUUUAAAAGUGAAGCCUAUUUUAAUUUUUUUUAAAGUUGUGAAUGUGGCGGUCACAGACUUCACCGCACGCAUAAGAACGAUCUUUAUAAUAAGACUUUUUUUUAAGUACACAGUUGUGUUAUGCUCUUUGUAUUGUUCUUUUAAAUAUAACAUUAACUGAGAAGACUAGUGUUCCGAGUGCAUGUACAGCACAGGUAUGUGUUGUGUAACAUUGUUCGGUUGUUCAAUAUGUUCAGUAGUUGGUGUCUUUCACCAUGGCUACUUUUUGAUAUCUAGAGAGUGUCAGCUGCUAUAUGUCAGCUUUAAUUCUACACGAUAAGAUCAUCAAUUAAAGGGAGAUGUCUUAGAUGUUGGUUGAUAAUCUACAUAAAUGAAUAUUGAUGUGCCAUAAAAUGGUUGGUUGCGUUCCCACAAGACAAUGCAAUUAACAGGCAUUUCCACAGUUAUCAAAAUGCAGAAACUGAAUGAACCAUGGCACAGAUUAUGCUGACUGUUGUAACCGUAUUCCAUGUGGGAAUUGCGUAAGACGUUUUUAUGGCACACAGGUAUAGUCUGAUGAGUGAUGUGCUUAAUGAAAUCUAACAAAGUAGCAGCACACAAUUCCAACAGACUCUAUAUUCUAAAUGGGGGUUAGAAUUUUUCUCUUAGCCUUCCCGGGCUGCUACAGGAAGUGGUGAUGGUUUGAUUUGGAUCUGAGCACCGAUUCGAAAAAUUCUCACACUUCUCCAUUGCGCUGUUCACUGCUCAGCCCCUCUUCCUUCCUUUCUCCAUCUUUCAUGCAGGAAAGGAAAUCUUAUUUGAAAAUUGCAUCAAAUAUUGAUUUAAAUUGUUUUGACGUACCUGUAUUUUUAUACUGAACUUUGGGCUUAUGCCACAAAUCGCAUUGCAAAGCAAAAGUUGAGCACCUGAAGUUCAAAAAGGGGUUGUUAAACAAAGCGAUUUUUUAAAAAAGAAAGUCAGACCAAAUUAAAUAUAACAGUAAAAAGGCAAUCCUUACAAUCAACCUUCAUUUUCACCUUGUCACUGCCAAGUUAAUAUUAGGUAUACAUAUUAAGGAGCAUGAAUUGUGGUUUAUAUCUCUCCCUUAAGAGCACUGCUUGUUGCUUGUGAAUUAUGAUCAUCAUAAUCAUGUGUUGUAUGCUAAAGUGUUAGAGAAGUCAUUAAAAAGUUAAAUGUAGUCAUUAAAUCUUAAAUUGUAAAGUAGUUUGACUGCUCCAAACACUCUAUAUUCCAAGAUACUUUAAAUAGCAGUUAGAAUUAGCAAAAUAUUUUAAGACUGUUGCCAACUCAUGGUAUAUAGAUUAUUGAUGUUAAUUCUAAGUCUAGUUACUUGCCUGACCCAGUAUGGCUAAAGAGAAAGUUUCCUUUGCAUUGCAAGUAUCUUGCCCCUCCAACCACUUCUAUACUUGCUGUAUAUACUUGACCCAUUUCUGCAUUUGUGGGAGGAAGUACUUUUUACUAAGAUAAAUGAAUCCUAAUAUCUUAUAUUGUUGGAGACGAUUUAUUGUUUCCAGUAGAAAGAUUUAGGAUUGAGAAUCCUGAUUUAUACUUCCUACUUUGAAAUCAUAUUUGCCUUGAUAUUUACAUUGGUAAUGGCCAGUUUUUUAGUAACCGUAAAAGGAUCGCUUAAACAUUGUUGUGUAGCACCUAAAAAGAACAAUUUUUGUCUUGAGGCCAAACCAAUUCAAACCACUCCACUUUGUGAUCAUACCUCACAUCCUUAAAAUCCAAUUUAUACGCUCUCUGUGUUGAUCCAUAUCGUAUCAAUACAUAGCACAGGGAUCAAUACAUAACACAUUGGGUAAACAAUGCAUUAGCUUUAAUCCGCUGGAUUGUAUAUAUAAAGUAAUUAACUGUUUAACCUGUAUAAUAUUAAUUGAAAUUGUAUAAAGAUUAGUAAUAUUAUUGUUUUUUAUGGUUAAUAUUGCCUUAUCCUCUUGUUGUGCCUGUUUGUAACACAAUAAAGUAUGCAUGUGAAUCUGCA